Phaedon cochleariae (mustard beetle) is the source of this 1019-nucleotide messenger RNA. NCBI's taxonomy places the organism in Eukaryota, Metazoa, Arthropoda, Insecta, Coleoptera, Chrysomelidae. The record is from the annotation of a GenBank genome assembly.
UGUACUAUUGGGUGAAUGGCUGAAACACAGUUUUUCUUCCAUUUCUUUUUAUUUGCAAGUUAACAAACGAUCUCCAUUCUGAUUGGCGUUCAGUAGCUACGAGGUCGAAAGUUCAUUUUAAUUUCAAUUCAAACUUUAAACUCAACGAUAACCGUCUCCCCAGUUAGAGAUUUGUGGCCGCCUGUUCAAGUUUGUUAGAAGUUGCUUGGCAAGAGCACUGAGUCAUCGAUUUAAUCCUAACAAUAGCAGCAUUCAUCCAUUUACCUACCAAUCUUAUCUGAUCAGCACAGAGUGAAAAUGACUUCUACGAAGUUUAAUAUUGGAUUGGAUGAAGUGAAAAACUCUAGUAGGGUGUUGAAACCACCAGGUGGUGGCCAUACAGACAUCUUUGGGAUUAAUGGAGACAAUGAAUUUCUAACACCCAACAAAAGAAAAAAUCAUCCAUCUUCUAUAACUGGAUGUUUUACUCAUGAGGAGAAUGUUAGGACUGAUAAUAGGACCAAAGAUGAAGGUGAUGUGAAAAAUGGAAAUGGUGCAGCAGAUGAAAACACAAAACCAAACCAUGAUACUGAAGGGGAAGAAAAGAAACAUGAUGAAAAUAAUGCUGCUCCAGCUAGGAGGGUUAGGGUACCCCCUGGUGGAUUUUCUUCUGGUCUCUGGUAAUUUCUGGAUAGAAGGUUUGUGUAACCAUAACAGAGCAGUGAAUAUGGAGGGCAUUUAUACAAUAUAUAUGAUGAGAUUUUUUAUCAAGCUCAUAUCAAUGUAUCCAAGGAAACUGCUUCUGUGAUAAUUUGAUUUCAUAUUUUGAAGGACUGUCCAUGUGGCCCCUAUGUUUCUAUAUUUUUUCUGUUUGUUUUUUUAAUAGACUAGACAAAUGUCAAUUGAUGCCAUAUUAUACACAAAGAGUGUUUGAAAUUAUUAUUAUUAUUUAAGAACCAAAUGUUAAUUCUAAUUGUAACUUACUGAAACCUGAUAUUUGAAAAGUCUGAUACUUUUUGUAAUACAUUUUUGUAUGUAAU